Molecule: messenger RNA, 4179 nt
Organism: Epinephelus lanceolatus (giant grouper)
Lineage: Eukaryota; Metazoa; Chordata; Actinopteri; Perciformes; Serranidae
Gene: l3mbtl1b
Product: L3MBTL histone methyl-lysine binding protein 1b
Biological process (GO): negative regulation of DNA-templated transcription
Cellular component (GO): nucleus
Molecular function (GO): histone binding; zinc ion binding; chromatin binding
Source: RefSeq, a predicted model, not a curated record
GGAACCAACCGCUCCUCAACGGUUAUGGAAGACACUGCGGUCUCUGCGCUCCAUUGAAAUACACUCAGUCGUACUUCUUUAUGUGAAUACUUCUGUGGCUGUUGCGAGCAAACCGUGGAUACGAGCACCGGUCCAUCGGUAGUGCUCGUUAUAUCGGUGCCGAACUGAGUUUUUGGGCGUGUUGUGAGAGUAAACAGGCCCGGUAUUGACCACCGAUAGUAAACUGAACUUUUCCGAGACCCAAAGUUGUCAGGCAGCGCAUCUUGCACGCAUGCGCAUCCUCCUAUCCAGCUCUAAAUAAGAGUUAAAACAGAAACGAGGUUGGGGAUAUCAGAGGAGUGGGAAUGACCGACACUCCGCCCAGCGAUGGCCCCUCUCAGGGAGCUGAGUUUGAUAUGAUGGGUGCUCUGGACUGGAAGGACGGUAUUGCCACGCUGCCGGGUAGUGACAUCAGGUUCCGCAUGACAGAGUUUGGGACUCUUGAGAUUGUCACAGACCUAGAGGUCAAAGGGCAGAAGACAGAGCCUAAGCCUGAGACCUUGGACCCAGCACAGUCUCACACUCCUACACCUCCACCAGAGGGCCAAUCACAGACUGGCACAGCCACAACUCCAGCCACUCAGAGUCAGCCUGGAUCGUCUCAAGUUAAAUCUCCUGGUCCUGUGCUUCUGUCUUUAGAGGAGGGCCCCAGUAUGGAGGGCCCGAGUGUGGAGGUUGGUCCCAGUGUUGAAGUUGGCUCCAGCGCAGACAUGGGCCCAAAUGGGGAGCUGUCAAGGUGCCGAGCCUGCGGUAGUCGUGUUGCCCGCGAUGCCCUCCUUCAGGGCAAAUUCUGUAGCUCAGUUUGUGCCCAGCCCUCCAGCGGCAGAUCAUCUCCAGGGGAAGCAAGGGAGAGUCAAGCAGUUGAGGGUGAGAGGCUGGGGAAACGUGUGCGCAAAAAGAGGAAGAUCUAUAUGGAUUCUGGUGAUGAAGAGGAAGACAACCAAGAGGAACCAGAGGAGAAGGCCAAGACCACCAAAGGCAGGAGAGGUGCCAAAAUUGCCAAACUGGUGACAGCACCAGCCAAUAAGAAACGCGCGUGGAGCUGGCCUUCUUACUUGGAAGAGGAGAGAGCCAUCGCUGCUCCUGUGAAACUAUUCAAGGAGCACCAGUCGUUUCCUCAAAGCAGGAACAGUUUUAAGGUUGGAAUGAAGCUGGAGGGGCUGGACCCGUCUCAUCCGUCUCUGUUCUGUGUUCUCACGGUCGCAGAGAUCCAAGGCUAUAGGAUUAGGCUCCACUUCGAUGGUUACCCAGAAUGCUACGACUUCUGGGCCAACGCCGACUCAUGGGAUAUAAAACCAGCUGGCUGGUGUGAGAAGAACGGGCAUAAGUUAUUGUUGCCUAAAGGUUGUAAGGACGGAGAGUUUAAUUGGAGCAUGUAUGUGAAGAAUUGUAGGGGUCAGCUGGCCCCAAAACACCUUUUCAAGAGCCUCAACACAUCUGUGACUCCGUCUGGAUUCAGAGCAGGGAUGAAGCUGGAGGCAGUGGACAGGAAGAACCCAUCGUUGAUCUGCGUAGCAACUAUUGCUGCUGUCGUCGACAACCGGCUGCUCAUUCAUUUUGACAACUGGGAUGACACGUAUGAUUAUUGGUGUGACGCUAGCAGUCCAUACAUCCAUCCUGUGGGAUACUGUGAAGAGGCUGAGCUAACUCUGACCACUCCAGCUGGUAAGACACAGACCAAGACACACGUGGAAUAUAAACAACCCAAGAGUUUCUCAUGGGAGAAGUAUUUGGAAGAGACGGGCACACAGGCUGCUCCUGCUCGGGCUUUUAAACCGCGACCUCCACAUGGCUUCCAGAUUGGGAUGAAAGUGGAAGCUGUGGAUAAGAGGAACCCCAUGCUCAUCCGUGUUGCAACCAUAGCAGACACAGAGGACCACCGACUAAAGAUUCAUUUUGAUGGCUGGAGUUCGGAGUAUGACUACUGGGUGGAGACAGACUGCCCUGAUCUGCACCCUGUAGGCUGGUGUCAGAAGACUGGACACCCACUACAAUAUCCCAACGGCUCCAGUGAUUUAGUGACUGCCCCGGGCCAAGGAUGUCCUACCCCAGGAUGCAACGGGGUUGGCCACAUUAGAGGACCUCGCUAUGGGACCCACUACACUCAGGUGAGUUGUCCCUACUCGGAGAUGAAUCUGAACAAGGAGGGCUUGCUGCCAGACCGCCUCAGCGGAGAACGACCCCUCGCCCUCAGUGGACCUCAUCCACGUGGCCGACGCCCGGACCCUCACGUGAACACUACAACACAGACAUCCUCGAUGCUGGACCAGCCAGACGGAGCGGAAGACUCCCAGAACAGGAAACCAGUGACAGUGGAAGCUGAGCGUGUAGGACGUAAUGCUCAGCCUGAGCCAGCAGGUGGAGCCAGUGAGCAGAGCCACAAUGGAACAAGGCCUAAACGGACGGCUCCAGUCCCCAAAUACCUGAAAAUGCACUACGUUAAAGAGGAGAUUGGCGACAGUAAAGCCUCUCCAGACGCCAUCUCUCUCCAGCAGGCCCUCCACGAGUCUGUGUUUUCCCCCGGCAUCUCCGCCUCUCCCCCCCACCGGGUGGCUCUCUGCUGGGACAAACACUGCCAGCUGCUGCCCGAGGUUCUGGGGCUGACUGCCAAGAGAGUGGCCACUUGGAGCGCCGAGGAGGUGGCCUCUUUUGUCAAAGGACUCCCAGGAUGUAAAGAACAUGCUGCUACAUUUAAAACUGAGCAAAUCGAUGGCGAGGCCUUUCUGCUGCUCACCCAAGCGGACAUCGUCAAGAUCCUGUCCAUCAAGCUAGGACCUGCCCUGAAGAUUUACAACUCCAUCCUCAUGUUGAAGAACGCAGACGAAGAGUAAGACCGGACUCUCAGGAGGAAUCGCUCCCUCUUCACUGGUUUCAUCAACACUCAGCUAAAGACAUUUUGAUAAAAUCAGCCAGAACAGUUUUCAUGUGUCGAGCUCUGCAACAGUGCAGCUACACGAAACAAGUGGAAGCCAUCAUCUCUACAAACGUCCAUCCCUCCCCCCUCUCCCUCUCCCUCCUCUCUCUCUCCCUCCUCUCUCCAUGAUGGACAGUACAGAUCACCCUGAGGGAGAGUUUUACAUGAGGAUUCCUUGACUUAUAUCGUGUUUGUUUACCGAAUCAUUUAAAAAAAAAAAGAACUACAGGCACCUUCAAUGCUUCUUAAUAUUGUACAGAUUAUGGAUUGGAUCUAGUGUCAUGAUUCUGUUGCGUUUCCUGUUUUAUUUGAACUGUAAUGGUGCUUGAGCUCAGAGCAGAUGGAACAAGAGCGUUUGUGCUUUGUUGCAUUUUACCAGGCAACAGAUACUUUUUUUUUAAGCUGCAAAAUACAAUCGUGAGGUGGCGAGAGGUUUUUAAAAAUGUGAAACCCAGUGGAGCAGAAGCACUAUGUAGUUCAGCCUGUAGAUGGCGCGAGUGGGCCGCUCCACAGGCCCGAAGGCAAAGGAGUUUGAUUAAAUUGGAGUUGGCUGGAGCUUAGAUUGAAUGGGGGAUGGUAAAGACUUUGUGUGUGUGUUUGUGUGUGCAAAUGUGACUAAGAGUGUUUGAGAAAUGAGGGUGCAAUUUCCCACCAGCCUGCGUGUGUUUUCCUUUUCUGGUCAGAGGAUUGUUUCGUGACGAGCAGGGCUAAGGGCUAAAUGUUAAAUCAAGGAAACGUGCAGUCUUUUAAGGUGGAACAAGACAACGAAACAGCUCUGUUCUUCUCUCUCUGCUUUCUCGUUUGGAACGGCACAUGGAUAUGAAUGUUUAAAACAACAGCUUUUAGUUGUUUUGUUGAUAUCUUUUGUUUGGUUUAAAAUAACCUGUCAUUCAUAAUGUAAAUAAUAUACAGCUACAACAGGACUGUCCUCCCUCCCUCCCUAACAGAGUUUACUCCUGCUUGGUUAUGCAAAGGCUUGACAUCUGUCCACAGGGAAGGACAUUGUGACAGUGGACUGGAAACUACGAGCCUCAAUUCAUACAAAGAUUUUGAGAAAAAAAAAAGAGGAAGCGAAACAUUGUCAGUGUCUGUGUAAAUGCAAACUGCUUUUAUUUAUGUAUUCUAAUUUAAAGGGGAAUGGUACGCUGUUUUUGGCUCCGAGGCAAGCUGCGGCUGUUUGAUGGAAAAUGUGUGAAUGGGUGAAAAUAAAUGAGAUGCACACUGUC